AUGGGUAACGGAGCCAAAGCCGCUCAGAAGCGCGAGCGGAAUGCCAAAGACGGCAAGAAGGAGCCGAACAGCCAGUUGAAAUCGAACGCAAAAGCCCAGUCGAUCAAAUGCAAGAUCUGCUUCGCCACCUUCCAGAGCACCACGGCGCGCAAGGGUCUUGACGAACAUGCAAGCAACAAGCACAGCAAGCAGUACGAGGACUGUUUCGCCUGA
Messenger RNA from Capronia coronata CBS 617.96, 213 nucleotides. RefSeq lists its product as uncharacterized. The transcript is spliced from 2 exons. NCBI's taxonomy places the organism in Eukaryota, Fungi, Ascomycota, Eurotiomycetes, Chaetothyriales, Herpotrichiellaceae. The record is from RefSeq and is a predicted model, not a curated record. The coding region runs from base 1 to 213 and encodes 70 amino acids.